CGCCGGGGCUGGGGUGGUACGCGCUGCCUCCGCUCGCCGUCCCUCCCCAUCGGUUUCCGCGCGAAAAGCCGGGGCUGCCUGUGCUGCCUCCGCCUCUGCUGCAGCCUCCGAGAUGCCGGCCCGCACCGCCCCCGCCCGAGUGCCCGCGCUGGCCUCCCCGGCCAUCUCGCUGCCUGACGAUGUCCGUAGGCGGCUCAAAGAUUUGGAAAGAGACAGCUUAACGGAAAAGGAAUGUGUCAAGGAGAAAUUGAAUCUCUUGCAUGAAUUUCUGCAAACGGAAAUAAAGACUCAGUUAUGUGACUUGGAAACCAAAUUACAUAAAGAAGAAUUAUCUGAGGAGGGCUACCUGGCUAAAGUCAAAUCCCUUUUAAAUAAAGAUUUGUCCUUGGAGAACGGAGCUCAUGCUUUCAGUCGGGAAGUGAACGGACGUCUAGAAAACGGGAUCCAGGCGAGGGGUCAAGAUCGCAGAGUGGGAAUGGCAGAGGCAAACUCCCCCCCCAAGCCCAUUUCUAAAGCUCGCACGCCGAGGAGGAGCAAGUCUGACGGAGAGACGAAGCCCGAAGCUUCACUUAGCCCCAGGACUACAAGGAAAACUACCAGGCAGACCACCAUCACAACUCAUUUUGCAAAGGGCCCUGCCAAACGGAAGCCUCCAGAAGAGUCUGAAAGAGCCAAAUCAGACGACUCUGUUGAGGAAGAAGACAAAGACAAGGAUGAGAAGAGACGUAGAUUUGUAUCCAAAGAACGAGUUGCUAGACCUCUUCCUGCAGAAGAGCCAGAAACAGCAAAACCAGGAAUACACACCGAAAAGGAAGAAGAAAGAGAUGAAAAAGAAGAAAAGAGACUUAGAAGUCAAACCAAAGAACUAACAACUAAACAGAGAUCCAAGGAGGAGCCGGACAGAGAAGCCAGACCAGGAACUCACGCUGACGUGGACGAUGAAGGAGAUGAGAAAGAUGAGAAGAGGCACAGAAGUCAACCCAAAGAUCUAGCUGCCAAAAGGAGACCUGAGGAAAAGGAGCCCGAGAGAGUUCACCCGCAGGUGUCUGAGGACAAGGACGAGGAUGAAAAGGAGGAGAAAAGACGUAAAACGGCACCCAAAGAACCGACUGAGAAAAAAAUGGCUCGAACCAAAACAGUCGUGAGCUCUAAGACUCACCCUCCAAAGUGCGUCCAGUGCGGACAGUACCUGGAUGACCCGGACCUCAAGUAUGAGCAGCACCCCCCGGACGCGGUGGAUGAGCCGCAGAUGUUGACAAAUGAGAAGCUGUCCAUCUUCGAUGCCAACGAAUCUGGCUUUGAGAGUUACGAGGCUCUUCCCCAGCACAAACUGACCUGCUUCAGCGUGUACUGCAAGCACGGUCACCUGUGCCCAAUUGACACUGGCCUCAUUGAGAAGAAUGUCGAGCUCUCCUUUUCCGGUUCAGCAAAACCAAUCUAUGAUGACGACCCAUCUCUUGAAGGUGGUGUUAAUGGCAAAAACCUCGGUCCCAUCAAUGAGUGGUGGAUCACUGGCUUUGACGGAGGUGAAAAGGCUCUCAUCGGCUUCAGCACCUCAUUUGCCGAGUACAUUCUGAUGGACCCCAGCCCCGAGUACGCGCCAAUCUUCGGGCUGAUGCAGGAGAAGAUCUACAUGAGCAAGAUCGUGGUCGAGUUCCUGCAAAGCAAUCCCGACUCGACCUACGAGGACCUGAUCAAUAAGAUCGAGACCACUGUUCCUCCUUCCGGACUCAACCUGAACCGCUUCACAGAGGAUUCCCUCCUGCGACAUGCGCAGUUUGUGGUAGAGCAGGUGGAGAGUUACGAUGAGGCCGGGGACAGUGACGAGCAGCCCAUCUUCCUGAGUCCCUGCAUGAGGGCCCUGAUAAAGCUGGCUGGGGUGACGCUGGGACAGAGGCGAGCUGAGAGGCGUCAGACCAUCAGGCACUCUGCGAAGGAGAAGGACAAAGGACCCACGAAAGCCACCACCACCAAGCUAGUGUACCAGAUCUUUGACACUUUCUUCGCAGAACAAAUCGAAAAGGAUGACCGAGAAGACAAGGAGAACGCCUUCAAACGCCGGCGGUGUGGCGUGUGUGAGGUUUGUCAACAGCCUGAGUGUGGAAAGUGUAAAGCCUGUAAGGACAUGGUCAAGUUUGGUGGCAGUGGACGGAGCAAGCAGGCGUGCCAGGAGAGGAGGUGUCCCAAUAUGGCCAUGAAGGAGGCAGAUGACGAUGAGGAAGUUGAUGAUAACAUCCCAGAGAUGCCGUCACCCAAAAAAAUGCACCAGGGAAAGAAAAAGAAACAAAACAAAAAUCGGAUCUCCUGGGUUGGAGAAGCCGUCAAGACUGAUGGGAAGAAGAGUUACUACAAGAAAGUCUGCAUUGAUGCGGAAACCCUGGAAGUAGGGGACUGUGUAUCCGUUAUUCCAGAUGAUUCCUCCAAACCGCUGUAUCUGGCGAGGAUCACAGCGCUGUGGGAGGACAGCAGCAACGGGCAGAUGUUCCAUGCCCACUGGUUCUGUGCUGGGACAGAUACUGUCCUUGGGGCCACAUCAGACCCUCUGGAGCUGUUCCUGGUAGACGAAUGUGAGGACAUGCAGCUUUCGUAUAUUCAUAGCAAAGUGAAGGUCAUUUAUAAAGCUCCCUCAGAAAACUGGGCCUUGGAGGGGGGCAUAGAUCCCGAGUCCCUGCUGGCAGGGGACGAUGGGAAGACCUAUUUCUACCAGUUGUGGUAUGAUCAAGACUACGCAAGAUUUGAGUCACCUCCAAAAACCCAGCCAACGGAGGACAACAAGUACAAGUUCUGUGCAAGCUGUGCCCGUCUGGCUGAAAUGAGGCAAAAAGAAAUCCCCAGGGUCUUGGAGCAGCUCGAUGACCUGGACAGCCAGGUCCUCUACUACUCGGCCACCAAGAACGGCGUUCAGUAUCGGGUGGGCGAUGGUGUGUACCUGCUUCCCGAGGCCUUCACAUUCAACAUCAAGCUAUCCAGCCCUGUGAAACGCCCCCGGAAGGAGCCCGUGGAUGAAGACCUGUACCCGGAGCACUACCGGAAGUACUCGGACUACAUCAAAGGGAGCAACCUGGAUGCCCCUGAGCCCUACCGGAUCGGCCGGAUAAAGGAGAUCUUCUGCCCCAAGAAGAGCAAUGGCAAGCCCAACGAGGCCGACAUCAAGAUCAGGCUCAACAAGUUCUACAGGCCCGAGAACACUCACAAGUCCACCCAAGCAAGCUACCACGCAGACAUCAACCUGCUCUACUGGAGCGAUGAGGAGGCCGUGGUAGACUUCAAAGCUGUUCAGGGCCGCUGCACCGUGGAGUACGGGGAAGACCUGCCUGAGUGUGUCCAGGACUACUCGACAGGCGGCCCAGACCGCUUCUACUUUCUGGAGGCCUAUAACGCAAAGAGCAAAAGCUUUGAAGACCCUCCAAACCAUGCCCGUAGCCCUGGAAACAAAGGGAAAGGGAAAGGAAAAGGGAAAGGCAAGCCCAGAUCGCCAACGUCUGAGCCGAGUGAACCAGAGAUGGAAAUCAAGCUGCCCAAACUGCGUACCCUGGACGUGUUUUCUGGCUGCGGGGGGCUGUCGGAGGGAUUCCACCAGGCGGGCAUCUCUGAGACGCUGUGGGCCAUUGAAAUGUGGGACCCUGCGGCCCAGGCGUUCCGGCUGAAUAAUCCUGGCUCCACAGUGUUCACGGAAGACUGCAACAUCCUGCUCAAGCUGGUCAUGGCUGGUGAGGCCACCAACUCCCGGGGCCAGAGGCUGCCCCAGAAGGGUGAUGUGGAGAUGCUGUGUGGUGGGCCGCCCUGCCAGGGCUUCAGCGGCAUGAACCGUUUCAACUCGAGAACCUACUCCAAGUUCAAAAACUCCCUGGUGGUCUCCUUCCUCAGCUACUGCGACUACUACCGACCCCGGUACUUUCUCCUGGAGAACGUCAGGAAUUUUGUCUCCUUCAAGCGCUCCAUGGUCCUGAAGCUCACACUGCGCUGCCUGGUCCGCAUGGGCUACCAGUGCACCUUCGGCGUGCUGCAGGCCGGCCAGUAUGGCGUGGCCCAGACCCGGAGGCGAGCCAUCAUUCUGGCCGCGGCCCCUGGGGAGAAGCUCCCGCUGUUCCCAGAGCCACUGCAUGUGUUCGCGCCCCGGGCCUGCCAGCUGAGCGUCGUGGUGGAUGACAAGAAGUUUGUCAGCAACAUCACCAGGCUGAGCUCAGGGCCGUACCGAACCAUCACGGUGCGGGACACCAUGUCCGACCUGCCUGAGGUCCGGAACGGGGCUUCGGCGCUGGAGAUCCUGUACAAUGGGGAGCCCCAGUCCUGGUUCCAGAGGCAGCUCCGGGGCUCGCAGUACCAGCCCAUCCUCAGGGACCACAUCUGCAAGGACAUGAGCGCAUUGGUGGCCGCCCGCAUGCGGCACAUCCCCCUGGCCCCGGGCUCAGACUGGCGCGACCUGCCCAACAUCGAGGUGCGGCUCUCGGACGGCACGAUGGCCAGGAAGCUGCGCUACACCCACCAUGACAGGAAGAACGGCCGCAGCAGCUCCGGGGCCCUCCGCGGGGUCUGCUCCUGUGUGGAAGCCGGCAAAGCCUGCGACCCUGCAGCGAGGCAGUUCAACACCCUCAUCCCCUGGUGCCUACCCCACACCGGGAACAGGCACAACCACUGGGCUGGCCUCUACGGAAGGCUCGAGUGGGACGGCUUCUUCAGCACGACUGUCACCAACCCCGAGCCCAUGGGCAAGCAGGGCCGUGUGCUGCACCCCGAGCAGCACCGUGUGGUGAGCGUGCGGGAAUGUGCCCGGUCCCAGGGCUUCCCUGACACCUACCGGCUGUUCGGCAACAUCUUGGACAAGCACCGGCAGGUGGGCAACGCUGUGCCGCCUCCCCUGGCCAAAGCCAUCGGCUUGGAGAUCAGGCUCUGUAUGUUGGCCAAAGCGCGCGAGAGUGCCUCAGCUAAAAUAAAGGAGGAGAAAGCUGCCAGGGACUAGCUGUGCCCCUCCCAUCACCCUUUUCUCCGGCACCAGGAAUCCAUGCACUGAUGUUGUAUUUUUAAUAUGUUGAAAUCUGUCAGUUCAAAUGUGUUGUGCACGGUGUUUGUGGCCUUGGCUGACACGAAGCUGUCCUGUGAGGUUUGCUCAUCAACUGAUGACUUAGUGAUCAAAUUGUGCCGUACCUUGUACGUUCGGGAUUUUAAAAGUUUUUGGUUUUUUUUUUCAAAUUUAACAUGUAUACAUGGGAACCCUCAGAAAAUGAAGAUUCCUUAAAAGUUUUUUAUUAUGCAUUAUAUCAAAUGUUACCACCAUAUGAGUGGAAAUUAAGACUUUAUGUAGUUUUUAUAUGUUGUAAUAUUUCUUCAAAUAAAUCUCUCCUAUAAACCA
Molecule: messenger RNA, 5350 nt
Organism: Lemur catta (Ring-tailed lemur)
Lineage: Eukaryota; Metazoa; Chordata; Mammalia; Primates; Lemuridae
Gene: DNMT1
Product: DNA methyltransferase 1
Exons: 40
Coding region: 113-4960 (1615 amino acids)
Cellular component (GO): nucleus
Molecular function (GO): DNA (cytosine-5-)-methyltransferase activity; zinc ion binding; chromatin binding
Source: RefSeq, a predicted model, not a curated record